AUGUCAAAAGAACAAGCAGCAACGCCCGUUACGAGUUUGGCACGCUCUUCUUCCUUUACAGCGUUUCACCCUAAGGUGCUUAAACCUUUUAAUUCAGGUGAAAUAAAAAUUUUGUUGUUGGAGAACGUCAACCAGUGUGGUAUAGAUCUUCUGGCAAAAGAAGGAUUUCAGGUUGAAGUCCACAAAAAAGCACUUUCGGAAGAGGUUCUUAUAGAGAAAAUUCGUGAUGCUCACGCGAUUGGCAUUCGUUCCAAAACCAUGCUUACUAAAAAAGUACUUCGAGAAGCCAAAAAGCUCUUGGUGAUUGGAUGUUUCUGUAUUGGAACAAAUCAAGUCGAUCUUGAAGUUGCUGCUAAGCAGGGUAUCGCAGUAUUCAAUUCUCCAUUCAGUAAUAGUAGAAGUGUUGCAGAAUUAGUUAUUGCAGAGAUUAUUUCAUUGUCUAGACAUUUAGGUGAUCGUAAUAUAGAAUUACAUCAAGGAAUGUGGAACAAAGUUUCUUCACAAUGCUAUGAAAUUCGUGGAAAGACUCUCGGUAUUGUAGGAUACGGUCAUAUUGGAUCACAAUUAUCGGUUCUUGCCGAAGCCAUGGGAAUGACGGUAUAUUUCCAUGAUGUCGUUCAGAUUAUGCCUUUAGGGACUGCUAAACAAGUUAAUACGUUGUAUGAACUAUUAGAACGUUCAGAUUUUAUAACUUUGCAUGUUCCUGAGACAGAAGAAACUAGAUAUAUGAUUGGCGAGGAAGAGAUUACACGUAUGAAGAAAGGAAGCUAUCUAAUAAAUGCUUCUCGUGGUAAAAUUGUCCAGAUUCCUUCAUUAAUCAAAGCCUUGCAAAGUGGUCAUUUGUUAGGUGCUGCAAUUGAUGUAUUUCCAAAGGAACCAGCAUCCAACGGUCAAAAUUUUAAUGAUGAAAUGAAUUCUUGGACAUCUGACCUUUUGGCUUGCAAAAAUGUGAUCUUGACACCUCAUAUUGGCGGUUCAACCGAGGAGGCACAAUAUAUGAUUGGUCUAGAAGUGGGAGCUGCGCUUGUGAAAUACAUUAGCUAUGGUACUUCAAAUGGUGCUGUCAACUUUCCAGAGGUUGACCUUCGUGCUAUUCAGGCUACAGAGAAUUCGAUACGUUUACUUUUUUGCCAUCACAAUGUGCCCGGUGUACUUAAGGAAAUCAAUGAAAUUCUUGCCGAUCACAACGUUGAAAAACAAUAUACAGAUUCACGAGGUGAUAUUGCUUAUAUGAUGGCUGAUAUUUCUUCUGUGGACGAACAUGAUAUAAGAAAGAUUUAUGAAAGCGUGAGUUCGAACAGGGCGAACAUUUUGACUAGAAUUGUAUAUUAA
This is a messenger RNA of Funneliformis caledonium, 1332 nucleotides long. NCBI's taxonomy places the organism in Eukaryota, Fungi, Glomeromycota, Glomeromycetes, Glomerales, Glomeraceae. The record is from the annotation of a GenBank genome assembly.